CGCCGAGUGAUUGGUUGCUGGCGCAGCACAUCUAUGGCGAGGUCGACGUUACUUUAAAUUAUGCUCUUUCUUCUGGUUGCAUUCCUCUGCACAACCGUAUUUACACAGCAGACUCUCGGAGACGAAUACACCAGGGUAACACGUCCGAUUGUGAAGAAGUUGGAGUUCAAAUCGGACGCCGAGCGGAAAGCGUACGAUGAAAAGACGAAACCGCAAAUCGACGGAAUUCCAACUGGAACAAAGCCAGCGCAACCAAAUGCUGGGCGUCCCACAAAUCGGAUUACGGCGUACAUCGUCGGCGGCACCAAGGCUUCGAGAGGGACGAUUCCGUGGAUCGCAGGCAUAAAAACUGGAGACGGCUCAGCCUUUUGCGGCGGCUCUCUCAUUACCGAAAAUGCAGUUCUGACCGCGGCUCAUUGCGCUAAAAAUGUUGCGAAAUUCGUCGUCUACCUUGGCAUGCAAAAUUCUCAGGCGCGAUCAGAAAGUGGACGAACCGUCAUGACGUCGAAGACAAAAUAUGUGAACAAAGGUUACAACAAAAAGUUGCUGAUACACGACAUCGCCAUCAUAAAAUUACCAAGAAAAGUGUCAUCCAACUCGUUCAUCAAUACCGUGAAACUUCCGACCGCUUCCGAUGCGAGCAAAACAUUCGUUAACACGACCGCCACAAUUGCCGGUUGGGGGCUCACAUCUGACAAAAGCACGAAAAUCAGCAAAGAACUCAACUACUUGGACGACAGAAAAGUCAUCUCAAACUCCGAUUGCGCCGCGACGUACGGGGAAAUUGAAAGCACCAUGAUUUGCAUCAGUGGAUCUGAUAAAAAAGCAAUUUGCAGCGGAGACAGCGGCGGACCUUUGACCUAUAAAGAUGCCAACGGGGCUAACGUUCAGAUUGGAAUUGUGUCCUUCAGCCACCCAUCAUCGUGCGUCGGCUUCCCCCAGGUUUUCACCAGGGUCAGCAGCUACCUGAAGUUCAUUUCGGAUCACACCGGGUUGAAAAUUGAGGAUUAAUAUCAAGCAAUUAGCAAUAAAGACCAGAGUGCAUUUUAUUUCAA
Neocloeon triangulifer is the source of this 1055-nucleotide messenger RNA. RefSeq names its product brachyurin-like. Gene Ontology annotation, molecular function: serine-type endopeptidase activity. The record is from RefSeq and is a predicted model, not a curated record. The transcript has 7 exons. The coding region runs from base 61 to 1011 and encodes 316 amino acids. Gene Ontology annotation, biological process: proteolysis. Lineage: Eukaryota; Metazoa; Arthropoda; Insecta; Ephemeroptera; Baetidae.